This is a messenger RNA of Pseudophryne corroboree (corroboree frog), 4202 nucleotides long. RefSeq names its product zinc finger protein 614-like. Gene Ontology annotation, molecular function: DNA-binding transcription factor activity, RNA polymerase II-specific. Gene Ontology annotation, biological process: regulation of transcription by RNA polymerase II. The transcript is spliced from 8 exons. The record is from RefSeq and is a predicted model, not a curated record. Lineage: Eukaryota; Metazoa; Chordata; Amphibia; Anura; Myobatrachidae. Gene Ontology annotation, cellular component: nucleus. Bases 311 to 1756 code for a protein of 481 amino acids.
AUAAAUAUGUCCCUGUAUUUUUGAGAUGAAACAGAUUACUAUACAUUUGGAUAUAAGGAGAAUAAAACACAAAGUUUCUUUGGAUGCCUGUUCCUGAUACUCUGACUGUGAUUGGCUGGCACACACUGUGUGAUCUCCCAUUUGAAGAACACUGGGAAUUGCAGUCCUGCUGGUGUAUCUGUCUCUGUUUUCAUCUGGCUACAUUACUGCAAAUCCCAGAAUCCUCAGACUGAUAACACUCAACAUCACUUCCUCUUAAAAUCCUAUUUGACUGCAAGGUCUCAUACUUGCAGUUUCUGAGUCUAACAAGAUGAAAAAGCAAAAGAAGCACCUGACCGAGCGGAUCCUUAAUCAUGCCCUGGGCAUCAUCUAUUUGCUUACAGGAGAGGAAUAUGUGAUAGUGAAGAAGAAUUCUCCUCACAGCGCCACCCACCUGCUGACCGGAGAGGUGCCUAUAAAAUGUGGGGAUGUCUCAAUCUAUUUCUCUAUGGAGGAGUGGGAUUUUAUAGAGGAGAAUAAGGACCUAUACCAAGAAGUGACGUUGAAGAAUCAAAAGAUAUUUCGCUCUUCUGGAAAUCUGGAAGAUAUUAACCUAGAUGGCCAUAAUAUGUUUGACACAGUAUCACUUGUUGAGGAAGAAAUGGAUGGAAAACAGAACGGCAGUCAAGAGAUAGACAUCUGUGCAGACAUUUUUAUGGACAACCUGCGCACUGCAUCACAUAGUGAGAAAGUACAUUGGGAGACAAAUGAAAAUGACAUUCUACAAGUAGAAAUUGAUUCAGACACCUAUUCCGGUGAAUAUUACCCUAACCAUGUAUCUGAUGAUGGGCAAGCAGAGGUGUUUGCGAGGCGUUGUGAGCAGGAACUUCAUGGUGAUACCUGGACAGUGCAUCCUGUUCCACCUGAUGGAUCCGUAGAUGGAAGUAUUUUAAAAGACCCUUAUAAUGUGACCUGCUCACCACACGAGUCAGCGGAGCAUGAGAUCAGUUUUUUUCAUAGGCUCCAAGGUGAAAGCUCACCUGACAAACCACCCUUCUAUGAGAUAGGCAAUCUCACAUAUACAUCUGCUUCUGAAGAAUGUGAACAAAGCACUCUCCUUCUCAGCGAGGGCGUUGACAUUAUUGACCAUGAUAAGCCAGAGGGAAACAAGCAGCAGAAGAUGACAAAUGUUAGAAAGUGGCCUAAAAGAGUUAGUAAAUUAUCUUCUCGUGCCGAUGACCAAAAAACCCAAGUAGAGGAUAAGUCGCAUCACUGUAAUCAGUGUGGGAAACACUUUGAUUACAAAUCCAACCUUAUCAGGCACCAGAGAACUCACACAGGUGAAAAACCAUAUGCCUGUGAUGAUUGCGGAAAGCGCUAUGCUACCAAGUCUCAUCUAACUAUCCACAGGAGGACACACCUCAGCGAGAAGCCUCACCGAUGCGACGAGUGUGGGAAACACUUUACGUACAAGUCCCAAAUUGCAAUGCACCAAAGAACGCACACUGGAGAGAAGCCACAUACCUGCAACCUGUGUGGGAAGAACUUUGCUUACAAAUCAUACCUGAUCAUUCAUCAGAGGAUACACUCAGGGGAGCGGCCCCACGUCUGCCCACAGUGCGGGAAAGGCUUCACGGACAAGUCCAACCUCCGCAAGCACCAGAACACUCACGUAGAACGCAAGCCAUAUGACUGCCGGGAGUGUGGCAAACAUUUCAAUUCAAAAUAUAGUCUGACUACACAUCAGAGAACGCAUCUGGCAUCAAAGACUAAAUAAUAUGACCCAAUAGAAAUGCUUUAAGCUGACCGGUCACAUAGCACAGUGGAGGCUGCCAUGCUGUGCAACUAAUGAUGUCUCAACUGAACACUGAUUCAGCCCAGUUAUUGCCAGCCUUCACUGUAUGUUUUUGACAGGUUCAUCUUAAAAAUCACAAAAUGGACAGAUGGCUUGUCAAGUAAGUUCAAGGAAGAGUUUGGCACUGCAUUGUCCCUUAAGAGUUUGUAUUUAUCAAAUGUUGUUGAAGGAAACUCAGAUGUAGUAAUCAGUGCUUUAUUUCAUGUGCUGUAAAGCAUCAGUCAGAGCACCAAAUUCUGGAGAGGUUCUUCACAUGUAUGCUAGUUAGGUUUGUAAAUUGGUGACUUGUAAGUCCUACAUGUCUGGGUUCUAUCUGAAGUAUGCCUACGACAAUACCCAAUGGCAGUGCUGAACUAAUCCUAGAGCCAUGCAACACAGAAUAGUACUUUGCGCAUCUAAGUUUUAGUAUUACUCAUAUUUAUAUAGUGUUAACAUAUUAUACAGCUCUACAGAGAAUGUUUGUUCAUCUAGAUCAGUUUCUACCCUGGGGGAGCUUGGAAUUUCACUACCACAGACACUAAGGGGAUGAUUCGGAGUCUCAUAAAGCAGCGCAAGUGGCUGCAUCUUUUGCCUGUCACACUUCUGCGACUUUAUGCAAAAGAGUCGACAAACCCUUCCUUGGUGUACAGCGUCUGAAUGUACAAGGCUGAGACACACACUUUGAGCACCUUUAGAUGCUGCAAUCAUGCUGGGAGUUUAGUAGACGCAACCAUCGGUCACACCAUUGAAACUUGCACCUGCCCCAUGCUAGGUGCAGAUUCUAUGUGUGAAUGGUUGUGCAACCACUUUAGUGACACCCCUGCAACUUUGCCAUAACACGAACAUAACCUGGACUAUCUUUUUGUGUCCACUCAGCCAUGUCCCAGCCACUGCUCAGGAGCGCCCAAUACAUUUUCAAGAAGUUUCUGAGACCGUGACUCUCAAUUGCAACUGCAACUCUGUGCGCACGGAAUCUGGAUGCAAAACAGUGCAACAUAGAAAAUGGCAAUGCAUCCGACUCAGAAGCAGACCAUAAGCUCAUUGAAAGCCAAUGAUUUGUAUUUGUGACAAUUAUCUAUUGUUUGACUGAUUAGGUGGAUCUUAGGUCUGGCUGCUAAUUCAAUAGAAAUCUAUUAAAACGCUUAAUAGUAUUGCUGUUUUAAAUUCUACAAACAAAAACUAAAUCGUCAACUUUGAAAAAAUGCUGUUUAGUAAAUAUACCACUUAAGAGUCUGAAAGUACAUAUCUUGUCUGCAUAAAAUACCUUAGAGAUUUCACUUAAUUGACAGGCUUUUUUUUCAAGGGUAUGGUAGAACCCAUACAAUGGCUGCCUCUAGUCAAGUUGUGUCUGAUUGCAGCUUUUCAACUUCUUCCAGAACAAAGUUAGCUCAGCUGGACUCUUCUGAAGACUAAUACCCCUUUCAAACAUAAGCAAAAACCUGGGAAUUUGCCAGAGCACGAUGAGUCUACCCAAGUCCUGCUUAUGUCUGAAAGGGUCAGACCUGGGUUGACAGUCCUAGGUCCGUGACCCUUGGUUAUUUCCGGGACAUGCAACCUGGGUCACUGUUCCAGCUGUGAAAGGUAUUACCCAGGUCUUGAUGACCUGGGUCAUGGCUAAAAAGAGUUGCGGCCACAUUAGCACUUGGAGAUAACAUUAUCUCCAAGCAUCCACUUCAAGGAGGAAGACCCGGGUCACUGGAAGACCCAGGUCCGGUGUGAAGUGUUACAACCAGGGAAUAACCUGGAUCCAUUAAUCAGAUGUGAACGUGGGUAAAUACUGAAACUCCGGGUUCAAGCGGUGUUCUGUGACCAGGGUCUGCACUGGGUUAAAGCAGGGGUUUAUAUCUGAAAGAGGUAUAAAUCAGAUUUGGUAAUGAUUAUGUGGGAAACAUUAGGCAGUAGUAUUGCCCUAUACAAAUAAGUAUUGUUGUCUGUUGGCAUAAUUUCUGGCUUAUUUUUAAUGAAAAGCCCCAGAUUGCCAGCCCAAACCACAUAGAAGUAUUCAGGAAAGACAACACAAGGCAGUCAGUUAAGGUGGGUACACACUGGUAGACGUAUCUGCAGAUUAAUGGAUCUGCAUAUAUAUCUAUAGGUGGAUCGGGCAGUAUGUUGUGCAUACACACUGCCCGAUCCGUUGUGACUGACGCCACAAACUGAACAGGCAUUUACAUGCACCCGCCCAUUUGAGCCGUCAAUCACUGCCGGCUUGUGCAGGAAGUUUACGGGAGGUCGGCUGACCGCCCGUACACACAGAACGAUGCACCAAUAUACCUGUAGAUAUAGAUAUACCUGUAGAUAUAUUGGUCAUCAUGUGUGCUGCAGGGCUUACGCCAGGCAUGUCCAAACUGCGGCCCUCCAGCUGUUGUGAAACUACAUAUCCCAGCAUGCC